AAAUUUUUUUUAUUUAAUAAAUUCUACAAAACCAUCAAGAUGUAAUUUUUCUCACCUUCUCAAUUUCAUAUUUAGUUUUGUUCUCUUUUAACUUUAGAUUUAAAUAUCGAAUUCGAAAAAAUGUCCUUCCCAAAGAACAUUUUUACUACUCUUCAACUCUUGUAUGAAGAGAUUAUCAACUUAAAAAAAAUAAAUUCGGACUUUUUGUUGGCGGUAAAUGAGCUGAAGGUGGAGAACAAAACAUUAAAGGAGAAAGUGGAAAAACUCGAGUCUAAGCUGAAUUGGAGAGAGCAGAAGCAUCUACAAAACGCAAUUGAAAUUGCUGGCAUACCAAAACUUAGCAAUGGCAAUGCUGACUCUUGUAUGCACAAGAUCGUAAAUAAGGUGUUGGGUGUUUCUGCCAAUGCUGAAAGCAUAGAAAAAUGUUUUGUAAGGAGAGUAAAACCUAAGAGCGCAGGUACAUCUUCUCGCGAUAUUCUCUGCGUUUAUUUCUCUUCCUUUAACUUAAACAAGUAAUUUUUAGAAAAAAAAAAACCGACUUCAACUUUCAUAUAAAAAG
Messenger RNA from Rhagoletis zephyria (snowberry fruit fly), 559 nucleotides. RefSeq lists its product as uncharacterized. The record is from RefSeq and is a predicted model, not a curated record. Lineage: Eukaryota; Metazoa; Arthropoda; Insecta; Diptera; Tephritidae.